GAUAACGAUGUAGGUACAAUGUGUAAAAUAAUACUCAUUGAAGCGAUACUCAAUUUUAGACUUUUAAGUUGAGACAAUCUUUCGUGGCGUGCACUUCAAUUGAGUUUUUUUAUUUUGUUUUCAGUGUAAUUUGGUGAAGAUGUAUUUCCUACUGACGAUUUCAUUUUUGAAAUUUGUGGGUGUAACGUUUGCUGCGCCACCAUUGGUUGAAUAUCCGUCCAAAAACGAAGUAACGCCAUAUAAUUUCCCCUUCGUGACCCGUUCGCAAUGGAACGCGAGAGCACCUAAGCAAAUGCUACCAUUGACAACGCCAGUACCAUACGUGGUCAUUCAUCACUCGUACACACCUGGAGCCUGUGCAACUAGACCCGAAUGUAUAAAGGCUAUGCAAAGCAUGCAGAACUUCCAUAUGGAUGAUAGAGAUUGGUGGGAUAUCGGAUACAAUUACGCCGUUGGUGGUGACGGGGCUGCAUAUGAGGGCCGUGGCUGGGACUCAUUAGGUGCUCAUGCACUGCAUUUCAACAGUAUCAGCAUAGGAAUCUGUGUCAUCGGCGAUUGGAGAUUUCAAUUGCCGCCAGCGCAGCAGCUCAAAACGGUACAAUCUCUCAUUGCUGCAGGAGUGAAACUCGGUCGGAUAAGUUCCGAGUACAAACUAAUAGGCCAUAGACAAGUAAGAGAUACUGAGUGUCCGGGAGACGCUCUAUUCAACGAAAUUAAGAAAUGGGAUAAAUAUGCUGACUAUCCUAGCUGUCGAGAUGAUUUGUUGUCUAUGCCGGAAGUACCUGAAAAAACUAAAGACGUUAUCCGUGGGAAUAGCACUUACGACUUUUAAGUUACAAACAAAUAUUUAUUUCAAAUCAAAGCAGAAUAUAAAUGAGUCGGAGUUACCAUUUAGGAACAAAUAUGUAUCAGGAGAUGUCUUGUUAAAACAGUGAUUGACAUUUGCAGAACCAUUGCAUUUAUGUCCAAACGUUUAUUUUACUAAGGAUACGACGCUGACAAACGAAGCUUAGAAUAUAAUUUUAAAUCAUCAUUAUAUUUUUCCAAUCACUGUUUAAAACAAAACAUGUAAGCAGCUUUAGUUUAUUUAGUACUCAAAGAAAAUGACAGAAAUAAAAUAUACCAAACAAAUCCUCGCUAUGAGAACAUAGAUACCACCUAAGAGGCAGAAAAACGUAGAUAACAUGUCUGAGUCAAAAGAGUCAAUGCAGUUACUAUUAAUUUAAGCGUAAAACAGUUAAUCUAAACUAGUUAUGAGUAUAGUCACUAAUUACAAAAAUGCUCACUUAAAUAAUCUCUAUUGAGUAUUCAAGAUAUAACUUCUUAGGAGACUUUUUGAGAAUCUUGGUAUCAAACACAACAUCGUCUGUCCUCAAAGUAUUUUUGACUGUUUCCUAAAUAUUGAUUGCAAUCAAUUAUUAUAUUAUAUAGUAUAUUAAGCUGG
Diatraea saccharalis (sugarcane borer) is the source of this 1444-nucleotide messenger RNA. The record is from the annotation of a GenBank genome assembly. NCBI's taxonomy places the organism in Eukaryota, Metazoa, Arthropoda, Insecta, Lepidoptera, Crambidae.